Molecule: messenger RNA, 781 nt
Organism: Mytilus trossulus (common blue mussel)
Lineage: Eukaryota; Metazoa; Mollusca; Bivalvia; Mytilida; Mytilidae
Exons: 3
Coding region: 98-643 (181 amino acids)
Cellular component (GO): membrane
Source: RefSeq, a predicted model, not a curated record
UAAACCACACAUUUGUGUUUUAUCAAGGAAAACCCAUUGACGAAAUAAUGUGUAAUCGCUGUCGUUUAUUUUCCUUACAUGUUUGGGCUAAAGCAACAUGAACGGUUGUAAUAGUAUUCCUCCUUUAGUGAUAGCUGGAUUCAUAACUACAGUGUUAUCAUUUGUUCUUCAUUUGGCAGGAUAUGUAACAUCGUAUUGGUUAGCAUGGUUUGGGGAAAACGAAACUCAUAUUGGACUUUGGGAAAGGUGUGAUCAUAUCAAACACAUUUACAAUAAUUGUGUCAAUAUGUCAGCCAUUCGAGAUUAUUCUGGCAUGUUAACAGCUUCUCAAAUCCUGGAAAGUUUAGCUUUAGUUGCUUACGUUGCCGCUGUUGUGUGUGCAACACUACAUUCAUUUGUUGUGAAACAAAGAUCGCUGUUCAUAGUUGGAGCUAUUACAAACUGCAUUGCAGGAAGUAUAGGUUUGAUUGGAUGCAUCAUCUUCUGCACUAUAAGAACCGUUGCUUUAGAUCACCUGCAUUUUUCGUUUGCAUUCUGUGUUGUAGCUGGUAUCGGAGGAAUUGUUUCUGGAGUGCUCUUUAUCCGUGCAUGGAAACCGGGCGACUUAUCUCUUUACGAACAAUUUAGUUUGAAGACACCUUAAACUAUCUGUGAACUGAAAUAAGAAGGGGCAUAUGAUUUAAAUAUAAAUUUAAGAUUAUUUAAGGGGAAACAUUCUACUGUCCGCAGUAUGAUUUGCAUAAAUACUCCAUAAUACAAUAAAUAUAUAUAUUUGAGUUUA